GCUGAUAGGAGCGUCGUUCCUCGUCGCGGUUCGCGGCUUCUCUCGUUGAGUUGUGAGCAGCUUCCCGGCCGUCCCCACGGGCCACCAUGUCCGCCCAGGCGCAGAUGCGGGCCCUGUUGGACCAGCUCAUGGGCACGGCUCGGGACGGUUCAGUGUAUCUUUGCCUGCCUACAUCAAUCUGCAAGGGAGUUGCAGAAAAGCCUCAUGUUCAUCGAGCCGAGAUGAAACCAGACAGAGGGUCAAGUUUACAGAUGACCGUGUCUGCAAGAGUCACCUUCUGGACUGCUGCCCCCAUGACAUCCUUGCUGGGACGCGCAUGGAUUUAGGAGAAUGUACCAAAAUCCACGACUUGGCCCUUCGAGCAGAUUAUGAAAUUGCAAGUAAAGAAAGAGACCUGUUUUUUGAGUUAGAUGCUAUGGAUCACUUAGAGUCCUUCAUUGCAGAGUGUGAUCGGAGAACCGAACUUGCCAAAAAGCGGCUGGCUGAAACACAGGAGGAAAUCAGUGCAGAAGUUUCAGCUAAGGCAGAAAAGGUACAUGAAUUAAAUGAAGAAAUAGGAAAACUUCUUGCUAAAGCUGAGCAGCUAGGAGCUGAAGGAAAUGUGGACGAAUCCCAGAAGAUUCUUAUGGAAGUGGAGAAAGUUCGUGCAAAGAAAAAAGAAGCAGAGGAAGAAUAUAGAAAUUCCAUGCCUGCAUCCAGUUUUCAACAGCAAAAACUCCGUGUUUGUGAGGUUUGCUCAGCUUACCUUGGUCUCCAUGACAAUGACCGUCGGCUUGCAGACCACUUCGGGGGCAAGUUACACUUGGGGUUCAUUCAGAUCCGGGAGAAGCUUGAUCAGUUGAGGAAAACUGUGGCUGAAAAACAGGAAAAAAGAAAUCAGGAUAGAUUGAGGAGAAGAGAGGAGAGAGAGCGAGAAGAGCGCCUGGGCAGGAGGUCUGGAUCAAGAACCCGAGAUCGCAGAAGGUCACGCUCCCGGGAUCGUCGACGGCGGCGGUCUAGGUCUACCUCCAGAGAGCGGCGGAAGUUUUCCCGAUCCAGGUCCCGAGAUAGAUACAGGCGCCAUCGCAGCCGUUCCCGGAGCCACAGCCGGGGUCACCGCCGGGCUUCCAGGGACCGGAGUACAAAAUACAAGUUCUCCAGGGAGCGCUCAUUGAGAGAGGAAUCCUGGGAGUACGGGCGGAAUGAACGAGGGCCCACUGACUGGAGGCUGGAGAAUUCCAAUGGCAAGACUGCAUCGCGGAGGUCGGAGGAGAAGGAGGCUGGCGAGAUCUGAAUCUGGCUCAGGCGCUGUAAAUAGUCUGACAAAUGUCCGGCACCGCCUAAAUUACCCUUUAUAUUUGCUGAUACAACCCAUCUUUUGUAGUUAAAAUCUCCAUCGUCUGAUCCUAGGUGUGAGUUUCUAGAGUUGGUCAGAGCUGCUUCUGUGUUUGGGGUUAUGUUGUAUAGGAACAAAUAAAUCUGACGGCUGCCUCCUGA
Mus pahari (shrew mouse) is the source of this 1476-nucleotide messenger RNA. RefSeq names its product LUC7 like (gene Luc7l). Lineage: Eukaryota; Metazoa; Chordata; Mammalia; Rodentia; Muridae. Gene Ontology annotation, cellular component: U2-type prespliceosome; U1 snRNP. Gene Ontology annotation, molecular function: mRNA binding. The transcript is spliced from 11 exons. Gene Ontology annotation, biological process: mRNA splice site recognition. Bases 317 to 1273 code for a protein of 318 amino acids. The record is from RefSeq and is a predicted model, not a curated record.